GUGAAGUGCACAUCCUCCGCACAGCGCGCUUCUGUCGGACACAGACGGAGCGAGCAGAGAAACUGCUGCUGUGUUCAGAAAAUGGCCGACAGAUUUUCUAGGUUCAACGAAGAGCGUGAUUUCCAGGGUGGGAAUCACUUUGACCAGUAUGAAGAGGGACAGUUGGAGCUGGAGCAGGCGUCCCUGGACAAGCCCAUCGAAUCGGAUAACAUCGGGCACCGGCUGCUUCAGAAACAUGGCUGGAAGUUGGGGCAAGGGCUUGGCAAAACCAUGCAGGGACGCACCGACCCUGUGCCCAUCAUCCUCAAAUAUGAUGUCAUGGGGAUGGGAAGAAUGGAGAUGGAGCUUGACUAUGCAGAAGACGCCACAGAGAAGAGAAGAGUGCUUGAAGUGGAGAAGGAGGAUACAGAAGAACUGCGGCAAAAAUACAAGGACCAGAUGGAAAAGGAGAAAGCCAUCGCAAAGGCGCUGGAAGACCUGAGAGCCAAUUUCUACUGUGAGCUUUGUGACAAACAGUACACUAAACACCAGGAAUUCGACAACCACAUUAACUCUUAUGACCACGCUCAUAAACAGAGGCUUAAAGAGCUAAAGCAGAGAGAGUUUGCUCGUAAUGUAUCAUCUCGUUCCCGGAAAGGUGGAAAGAAGCAAGAAAAGAUGCUGCGCAGAUUGCAUGAGCUGGCUGAGCAGAGAAAACAGCAGGACUGUACUCCAGGAAGUGGGCCCAUGUUCAAAACUACCACAGUGGCUGUGGAUGGAGAGAAGACAGAAGAUGGCGACAACAUGACGCCCGAGAACCCUGCUUUGACAGAUGGUACCCUGGAAGGAUCACUGGCAGAUAAAACUGGGCAGGCCUCCCCAAAGCCUGGCCCAACUAUUAGCUUCUCUCUGGGGAAAAACAAUUCCUCCUCCCCAACGCCUAGUGGUGGAUCCAAAGUCAGCGUGUCCUUCUCUUUUGCCAAGAAAGCCCCAGUUAAGCUGGAGACAGCAGCUGCAGUGUUUGCUGAUCAUGGAGAGGAGGCUAUGGAGGAAGAGGAGAGCCAGGAGGGAGAAAGAGCUGGAGGACAAGAGGAGACCUCCGUCUGUAGCACAGACAGCCCCAAAGGAGGAUCAGGUGGAGGUGAAGGUGAAGGAGGAGAGGGCACUAGUGUGGCAGGGACAGAGGAGGUACAACAGCCUGAUGAUGGAGGCUCUCUAGCCUCCACUCUCAACAAACUGAAGAUGAUGAUGAAAAAGGAGGAAGGAUAUGCUGGACAGGAACCUCAGUACUAUCACUAUAUACCUCCAGCUCACUGCCGGGUAAAGCCUCACUUCCAGUUUUUGCUGUUCAUGAAGGCAACUGAUCAGUGUCAGAGCAAAGAAGAGGAAGACGAGGAAGAAGGGCAGGAGGAGAAAAAGGUUGAAGAUAGUUCAGAACAGACAGAGACCAACGUUACAGAGUGUAAGACUGAAAAAGAACAAGAUAUUGUCACUUCGACCCCUGACCCAGAGCCAACUCCUCCAUCACCUAAAGUGAAGACGGAGGAAGUCUCUUCAUGCGCAGCAGACACAUCUUCCACUGUACCCACUUCUCCUACACAAAAAGAAGAGAGCACACAGGACACCCCGGAUUCCAACUUGGGCCCUAAAAUUCCCACAGGUCCCUUCUUCCCUGUCCUGAGCAAAGAUGAGAGCACUACCCUGCAGUGGCCCUCUGAACUCCUCGAAUUUACAAAAGCUCAGCCGUCCCUGUCUUACAGCUGUAAUCCCCUCUACUUUGACUUCAAGCUGUCCCGUAACAAAGGAGUGCGUGGUGGAAAAGCAGUCAAGACCUCUAAGCCUUGUGAAGAGUCUGAUGACAAGGGACAAGAAAUAGCUGCUUCAACAACUAAAGUAGAUACAACUACUAAACCCGGGACCAGCACCGAUAAAGAUAAGCAAACGAUGAAGGGGGAGUCUGGCCAAUCAGAAGGUGAUGAGCAAAAACUUGCAACUGGCAGCAGUAGUGCCAAGAAAAAAAAGAAAAAGAAGAAGCAUAAGAAGUCUUCGAAGCACUCAAAACGCAAAGGAAAAGAAAAGGGAGCAGCAGAAGACGCAGAGGGAGACACUGAGUUAACACAAGAGAAGCCCAAAAAAAAGAAAAAACACAAACGGAAGAAGAGCAAAAACAAGGCUCCGGAUCAAGAAGAGGCAACCGGUGAUGACAAAGAGAAAGCAAAACCAAAGUCUGAAGAUAAAACUGUCGCCUCUUCUGUUCAGCUGACACCUGGAGGAGGAGGAACUCCCGGAAAUACAGGAGUAGAAAUGGGGAAGAGGAAACGUGCUACUAAGGAAGUGCCUUGCAAGUCUGGAGUCGAGGAAGGUGGCACCGGGAAAGGCACGGACAAGGCUAACUCCUCAGAGGAGCACAGUGGCACCAAGCGACAAAAGACUGACUCUAGUGCACCUCAAAGUGCCUCCUGUUCCAGCUCAGCCCAAAAGAGUCCUGGUCCUGGAAGACCUCCUAGCAGCGACAGUGAAGAAGAAGGGGGCUCUACUACACAGCGUUCACGUCAUCACAGGUCGAGUCCUCGGGAACAACGCCGCCACCAUAGUGAGGAGUCAAGACGGUCCUGCAGCCGCUCAUCAAGACGAGGGGAAAGACGGGGUAGCAGUCGUCGUCGGCACCAUCGUAGCAAAACCUCACGAAGUCACUCAUACUCUAGCAGCUCUGAGCGCUCCUCAGCAGGCAGCAGUGCCUACAGCCACCAUAGCCGCAGCUACUCAGACAGCUACAGCGACUACAGCACAGAGGGUCGGAGACGGAGGCACUCCAAACGCUCGUCAGACUCUGAGUAUGAGAGGAGGGGUAGCCGAGGACGUAGACGAUCCAGGAGACAUCAGUACUCCUCUUCCUCCUCAGAAGACUCCCGCUCACGUUCACGCAGCUACAGCCGCAGGAAGAGGCACCGGCGGCACCACCGGAGUAGUUCAAGAAGCUCCAGUAGCUGGAGCCGCAGCACCAGUGCAAGAUCGUGGAGGCGCAGCUACAGUCGUAGCCACAGCUCCGCCAGCCGCUCCUCCAGUUCCACCAAAGGCUCCCCUCACCGGAGAGGCCCCAGGAGUCGAGCGGACAGUGACUCACACCGCAGAGACUUCAACCGCUCUCGCAUCUAUCGCUCCCAGUCUCCACGUUCAUCUUCGUCACGAGGCCUUAAUCGUAAUACCCAUUCAUCUAGCUCACAGGCUCUGAGGCCAGGAGGGUCCCGGGAUGCAGGGGAACAGAAAAACACCCUUACUGCACGCCAGCUGCUGGAGAAGGUUCAGUCUAAAAAAAGCUCUGAUGAUUCUGCCACAGGAACAAAAUCUGGGAUUAAGAUUAAGGACCCACCACAGGGAUACUUUGGUCCCAAACUACCCCCAGCCCUGGGAAACAAAGCCCUGCUGCCACUAUUCGGUAAACUUCAGGCAGGAAAGAAACCACCAGUGAUUCCCCUAACCAGACCUGAUGAGGGGGAGAAAUCAGGAGCAGGGAAGGGCUCUGAGGCAGAGGGAGAGGUUAUCCUGGUAGAGCCUAUAAGGGAGUUCCCUCCUCCACCACCACCUCCAGCUCCACCGGUCCAGAAAGUUGAGGAGGCCCCACAGAGCACAGUGGUGCAAGAAGAGACAACGCACCCCACUGCAGAAGCCCCAGUCCACCAAGAACCCCGACCACUGUUUGAACAGGAGCCUUCCAUAAUGAUGCCGCAGUACCAAGGAGAAUCAGGACAGGACCCCUCUCAGAACCCCAUGAUGGAAUCCCUCAUGCCAGAAAUGCAACAGCAGCCUCCAAUGCAUGCCUAUCCUGCUUACCCACCACCUAACCUGGAGGAGGAUGGCAUGGAGGCAGAAGAGGAUGGAUUGGCUCCUUUGGAGAGUCAGCCCAUUACGUUCACACCAGAGGAGAUGGAGAAAUACAGCAAGCUGCAACAGGCUGCACAGCAACACAUCCAGCAGCAGCUUUUGGCAAAGCAGGUCAAGACAUUUCCUUCUGCAGCUGCAGCCGCCGCCGCUGCUGCAGCAGCAGCCAACUUGGCCCCAGCUCCUCCUCCCCCAGCCCUGCAACAGAUCCACAUUCAACAGCCCACUGUAUCCGUAGCCUCUGGCACGUCGAUCACUACAGUGCAACAUGCCAUCCUGCAGCACCAUGCUGCCACUGCUGCAGCCAUGGGCAUCCACCCAGCGCAUCCACACCACCCACACCCUGCCCAUGCACAGUUGGCCCAGGUACACCACAUUCCCCAACACCACCUUACCCCCAUCUCCCUUUCUCCUUUGGGCCCCUCCCUUGGUCAUUCUCUGGGACACUCACUGGGACAUGCUGGGCUGAUUCCAGCCCACCACACAGCCUUCCUCUCUGGUCAGCCUAUUCAUAUUAUCCCAGCAUCUGCACUUCACCACACACCCUUAGCUCUCCACCAUGUCCCACAUACAGCCCUCUACCCCACACUUUUCACACCCCGGCCCUCACAGGCUGCUGCUGCAGCAGCUCUCCAGCUGCACCCUCUCCUACACCCAAUCUUCUCAGGGCAGGACCUCCAGCAUCCUCCUAACCAUGGCUCUUGAGUAAUGAUGCAAGUGAAGGAUUAAAUUCACAGCACCAAACCACUGGAGGAAAGACUUAACCUGAACCGGCUUGGUUUAGGAUUUUAGAUGAAGUCUUUGCAACAACACGCAGGCAGUGUGACAGGAAGCUAGUCAACACACGGCCAUUUUACUGGCCUACACAGCGCAGCAAGUUGUAACCACAAAGUGGUGCUGCCUGUGUUGGGCUCAAAAUUGACACUAGCAUUUUCUUCUGGCUCAUGUGAGGGUUUUUCUUUCAUGUUUUGCCCUGGUUUUUUUUUUAAGACAGGGUGUAGAUUUAAAGACACUGGGUUAUGGUCUACCGUGGUGUAUAUUAACAACAUCCAUUUGUUUCUGAAUGACAAGUCAGAGAAACCACUGGAGUUUUUUUUGUUUUCCAUAUAAAAAUAUUAUUCUCAGUUUCUGCUCAUUUUGGCAGCCAAAGAGAGACGUAAUGGCUGAAGCUAUACGCAGAAUCAUAUAAGGAGGAGAGGAAGAUGAGUAGGAGGAAGGUGUUGUUCUAGAGACAAACAUUCUGCGCUUCUGUAAUGUAACCUUCAGAGACAAACUGUUUCAUAAUUACUGAUACUCUGUUUAUAUUCUCAUAUGACUACUUGCUCUCUAUUGGAUCCUUGGUCUCAAAAAUAAUUUGUAAUGCAGUAACUUGUACAUAUAUCAGUGUGUAAUGUGAAGAAUCCCACCAAUGAUGACCAUAUGAAAUUACAGCUAUGGUGUCCAAAUCGGUAUGACAUUGUCACAUAAGGACCCCCCCCUUUCUAAAGGAGGGGGAAAUGUGAUGUAGGGGUUUUAACAUCCCUGAUGCUCUGAGGCAAAGCUCAUGUUCCCUGUGCUGAGGGUACACCUGAAUGAAUUGCACUGAAAUCUGUACAUCGAGAUGGUGCUUUUUGCAUCAUGUAACAAUAAGAUUGUAGUAUACUCCAAUAAUUGUAUUUUUAUGUUUUUAAAUUAUUUUCCAAAAUGCUCUUCAGAAGAAGGGCUGUGUUUUGCUUUUGUGUAAUUUUGUAAAUAAAACUGCUGUAGAUCAACCAAUUAACAUUCUAGAGGUUUUAGACUGCUACUGGAAAAGCAGAACGACAAGUUCGAUGGAAGAUGGACACGUUUAUGUAUUUUAGCAAGGUUGUUUCUAAUUUCCCCCUGCUAAGAUGGGCAGGGACGGCAAAGGACGGUGAUCUGUCAAACAGUAGCAACUCUGUAUUUUUUGAAAACUUACUCUGUUUCAGCCAAUAAAAUCUUGAGUUCA
Thunnus maccoyii (southern bluefin tuna) is the source of this 5824-nucleotide messenger RNA. RefSeq names its product G patch domain containing 8 (gene gpatch8). Gene Ontology annotation, molecular function: nucleic acid binding. Bases 82 to 4563 code for a protein of 1493 amino acids. Lineage: Eukaryota; Metazoa; Chordata; Actinopteri; Scombriformes; Scombridae. Gene Ontology annotation, cellular component: nucleus. The transcript has 8 exons. The record is from RefSeq and is a predicted model, not a curated record.